Molecule: messenger RNA, 9064 nt
Organism: Hermetia illucens (black soldier fly)
Lineage: Eukaryota; Metazoa; Arthropoda; Insecta; Diptera; Stratiomyidae
Gene: shn
Exons: 8
Coding region: 1526-8680 (2384 amino acids)
Biological process (GO): regulation of transcription by RNA polymerase II
Cellular component (GO): nucleus
Molecular function (GO): RNA polymerase II cis-regulatory region sequence-specific DNA binding; DNA-binding transcription factor activity, RNA polymerase II-specific; zinc ion binding
Source: RefSeq, a predicted model, not a curated record
ACAGUUGAAGAUUGGAGUGUUGGAGCGUUGGAGCGCUCCUUGGGCAUCUUGGAGCGUUUUUGUACUUUGUACGUCCAUGUAGAAGCGCCUCAGUGCGGUGGCGGCUGCGAAUACGAGUGUGAAAUGCAUUCACUAGUUGCUUCAGCUGCAGUCGAGGUUGGAGUCAUUGCAAAGUAGCCACCCGCUGUGCGUUUGCAAACUUCUGAAGUAUCAUUAAUUCCGUAGUGCCUUAGAUAGAGCAUCAUCGGUCAACGCCUUUUUGACCACUAAACCAGAGUGACGAAAUUGUUAAUAAGUGUGGCAGUGCGCUUUUGUUUCAUGAGAAGCGGUUGCUUAUCUCCUCUUUGAAUAUCCGGACACAACGUUAUCGGAGCCGCUGUUUGAGAUAUUGUACAGUGUCCGUAAAAAUGGCGAACGUCGCGAUAUUAUCUCGAUGGCCCAAAGGAAGCACCGUUGGAGAAGGCUUAAAUGACAGUUUCAUUGAUCGUCCAGCAGCAAAAUCGUAGUCACAAUCAAAACCGAUCCACAGCUCGGGACUACUCCCUGCCCGCCCGCUCGGUUCAUUUGCUUUGGAAUUUUUGUACGCACACAGCGUCACAAUUGAUAGCCGUCCUGCAAAAUUGCAACAACAGUUGCGAUCGCGUAAUCGCAGUGUCUCCCCGAUACCGGUUAGUCAGCCCCUUCUCGAGCGGCCAUUCGAGUUGGGAAUCGCCAUUCAGAUUCAUCGCUUGGCAGUGCUUAAUGAUCGAGUAGGCUCCCCUCGUCUGCGCCCUGUCCCCGCACAGUGUAUGACGCCCUGUGUAAAUUUAUAUUGACUCAAUUUAAAGUUUGCUCGCGGUCCGCGCUUGACUCUUAUUGUUGUUAUCGCGCCUUCUCAUUCUCAUCAAUAUAACGAACCAACGAUUAUAGCUGGUACAUUCAUUGGAUUUUUAAUUUUUUUCGGGUAAAUGAAUGAAAUGGAAUGAGCAAGUGAUUUUUGAUGAGGUUGGAUUUUUCCGAUCGGGUUUCUAUUAUUUUAUGGUGAAAGUGUGGAAGUUCCGUGUGUUCUUCAGAUUCAAUGAGUCCCUUCAAUAAUGUCUAGGCCCGGCGAGACUGAGGGAUCUUUAUUGAAAGAAAUAUCGAAUUGGAAUUCUUGCAGCUGCAAGCCAUGCCAACUCUUAUCCUCUACCCCGCGCAACUCAGUCAGUAUGCACUCUGUCGACGUCAGACGACUUGCAGCAUUGUCUGAUUUCAACUUUAAACAUGCACCCAAUUCAUAUGUAAGAAUGUGCAAAAGCUCUGUUCAAGACAUUGGGAAAAUUUUUUGAGUAAAGGAGGCGAUGAGGCCGAUUAGACUUUAUUGACUUAGAUUUCUGCCCACAUGUAUGCUAAACAGACGUCUUACGUAGACAUGUAUAUAAGAUUUGGGAAAUUGUUUCUAUAGUGAUGAGAGUAAAAAUCAACAAAGAUCUUUUCAUUGAAGCUGCACGAUUGUCAUGAUCCGGGUGGAACAGCAACUGCAAAAACUAAAUCUCCAAAUCGCACCAUGGAUGGAACAAAGCUGAUAUCAACUGAAAAUUAUGGACUUAAUGCAGCAAACACUAUGAUCGAUCAUUAUAACCUUCAGCAGCAAUUGAACUACACGGAUAAUCGGGAUUCUCCCACAAUAGGCGUUAGUAAUGUAGCGAAAAUGACAUCAGCGUCGAUUGCAUCAAGUCGUUUAUCAUUAACAAUAUCAGAAUCAACCCCCAUGGCAGCUGGAGACGACACAAAUGCGUCGCAAACCACCACAAUGAGAGUAGCGACUGAAAAUAUUAAUAAUAACAAUAAUAAUAGCAGCCAUAAUAAUAACUCAUCAUUUUCCAAUGUGUUGACGAUAACUGGAACGUCAUCGGCUAACGAUCACAAGUACCUGCAUAAAAAGUUCAAGCGUGUUGCCAGUACCACUUCUGAGAAUAGUUCAUUAACAAUAUCGAAUGCUGCAGAAGAUAGCGAUCAGAGCGAUAAUCGAUUACUUCAGAAGCAGUCCCAAAUAUCUGAUGAUAGCGAUCUAAACAAUAGGAGCAAUAUUGCAUGCAGUAAGGUUACUAACCGGCUAGAGAAGGAUCACGUAGUCAACAGAGAUUUACUAGCAGGGUCGGACGGCACGAAAGCGCUUCAUUUAAGGUUGGAAGUGGUAAAGGAGCAUAAUAACAGAUUAAUUGAUAAUGAAGAGCCUGCAGGCAGCAGUUAUGCUAUAGUCAAUGGUUGUGGGCGCCUGACACCUCAGUUCCAAACUGUGGAAACUAUUUCUAUCGCUGACACAGGGUAUGGUAGCGAUGGUGAACUUAAGUCAGCAACAACUAGCGGUAGUGUUGCGUAUAAAGUAGGUGAUACUGCCGCACAGUCUAUACUAUCAGCGAACCACCAUACUGUCAAUAAUCAUGCCCUGAAUCGGAUGCCACAAACGCUUUCGGUGGGCGCACCAUCUCGAAAUUCGCCUAGUGUUAGUAGUAGUGAAACUUCUACUUUCCGAAAUGCCGGAAAUUAUGAAAGCAUGCAAAAUUCUUCAAAACUCCCCUUAGCAUCGCAACAAUCGUCACACAUGCCAUCGCCUCAUUCACCUCAAUCACAGCAACAAUUACAAUCGCAACAGCAGCAGAGAUUACACGUUCGCAACGAUCUGCAGCAGUUGCAACAACAACAGCAAGUAGUAGUGGACCAAAACAAUUCAGGAAGGCAUUCUUGCCCUUUUUGUAAUCUGAAUUGUACAAAACCAUCGGUUUUACAGAAACAUAUCCGUACACAUACUAAUGAACGACCAUAUCGAUGUGACAAAUGCUGUUUUGCAUUUAAAACGAAAAGUAAUUAUUAUAAACAUUGCAGAUCACGGUCACACACCCUUCGUGUCAAAGGAAUCGAACCUCAACCGGAAGAUGAAAAUUCAAUUGGCUCGGAUCCGGAUCCUGAUCCUGACGUUAGUAACAGUAGUUCUGAUAUUUUAAGUCGAACAGCCUCUCCGCUUGAUGAAAGGACUUGUUCGCCUGCCAUACAAUUUCAAACAGGUGCCAAUACAGCUGUAGUUGCUGGUAAUCAACAGCAUACGAAAUAUUCUGUUGAUAAACCUUACAAACCGAAAUUCCACAACGCCGCACUCUACACAAAAGAAGAAUAUACAGCAAAUCAACAAAAACAUCAACAGCAAAUAUUGCAAUUUCAACAGCACCAGCAACAACAAAUAUUGCACCAAUCACCGCAAAUAUCGCAGCAAAUGCCACACCAACCAGCACAGCAAUCACAUCAAACUCAACUGAAUUCGUAUCGUACGAGUCAAAAUUCACAUCCAUCCAGGAUUCAACAUCAGGAAACGGACAUUCCAAUAUACUUUCAACAGCAGCAACAUCAAACACAGCAUCAAUCCCAUCAACAGCAGCAGUCUACAAAAAAUCCAAUAGAGUACCCAACCCAAAGAAUUCAAACUACACAAGCUACUCCUAUUCGACAAAUGUCUACUUCGGUAGUGGCAACUAGUUUCGCGGCUGACCAUUCUGCACGUGAAUCAACGAACACGUCGAGUAUUCCAACGUUGGGUCGGAGCCUUUCUGGGGGAAUUGGUGGCCAUCAAUUGAAUGUUGAAGCGCACAUUUCUUAUUUAAUUUCUCGCAAUGAGGCCAUCGUGAAUAAGGAGUUGCCGUUGCAGAAAAAGUAUCCAAAAGUUUCAAGUAAAUCCAAGAAUGCUACAAUAAUGUCCAACACAAAUUCGAAGCUAGCAUAUACACUGAACAAUAAACAACAACAACAGCAACAAGCCCAUCAACAUCAACAGCUAACACAACAGCAACCAAAUCUGCUUACCGUUUCCACCAAUGGUUUGCCUGCCGUCAACGCACCACUACAGAAAAUUGCAGUGCAUUCACAGCAACCUCAAGUCGCUCCUUUACAAAUUCAACAACAACAGGUUCAGCAACCGACGGAGCCUGGGUCAACGACGACUCAACCGCUAAAUCUGUCAAAAGUGAGCGAGCAAGUUGAUUUGUCUAGAAAACGUGUGCCAAGUGAUAACUUCACUUCCGCAAGUGUUUCUGAGAGUAGUGCGUCUACAAGUUCCAACAAGAAUAUGUCACAUCCGCAAAAUCCAGAAAGAUCGAUAAUAAAACAUUUGCUACUGAAUGCACGGGGACAAACUGUUCCCAGUGGCGCGGGUGACGAAGAAACAUAUACAUGCGUUUUAUGUAAAAUGGAGUUCCAUUCGUCGGAGGAUCUACGUUGCCAUGUUAUUCACUAUUGUCAAGGCGGACCGUCAAGUGCCCCAAUGAGUCCCGUCGGUUCAUCCAGCUUCAAAUACUCUCGUUCGAAUUCAAUUAGUGUUAAUUUACCUGAAUUGAACAAUCCAAAUUCAUUAGCAAAGUUGGCGCGCUCAAAGUUGUUAUUGUCUCAAAAUCCGCGUUCGUUAGCAAAGCUGGCGUGGUCGCAACUGAAAACCAAACCAAGUAAUCUAGUUCUGACACAAUUGAGUGUAAAUACAAACUCAACACCCACCUCAAGUAAUAUUCAACCAAACACGAGUAGUUCAAACACGCCACAAAAGCUAACUGAAACGCCAUUACCGUCACCAGGGCCUUUGCUUGGAAAGACUCCACUGGUUGAAGCCUAUAACAACUCGGAACGCAAGUCUGACGAUGUGAUCAUCAUGAAAAUGCACGAAGAAAAUCGACAAUUCCUAAAAAGUUCUUCACCGAAGCGUUUAAAAUUCGAUGGUUACCCGCAGCCAAUCGUGACAUCGUCGCCAAAUACUGCAGUGGCAAUGGACGUGCCAGGCCCAUCACAUGUGACUAGAAUGUUUUCGAUGUGCGGUGGUGAUGUGACGCCACUAGAAAAGAAAGAUGAGCCAAUGAAGCGAUUUUUCUCAUCCGGAGGCUGUAUAAUUCCUUUGUCGGAGUGUCCUGAUCUAGAGAACAGUCCAAAAAUUAUACGAACGCCGUUGUUCUCAGGAGGUAGUUUCACUGAAAUUUCACCAAAACCUGCAGUGCCUCAAACACCGAAAGUAAUAAUGCCUAUACCGCCACCAAACAUUACACCUGGUGUACCAGCACCAAUAAUUAAUGCUGCCAACUUGACGCGAUUCCAGUUCCCGCCGAUAAAUUCAAUAACUGCAUUCAAUCCGUUAACACUGCCCCCGGUUUCAGUUAGCGCAGUGCUUCCCGCAUCUGUUUCACAUGGAGAUAAAAUUAUUCCAUUUGUGCCAGGCAUUCCGGGACCAAAUUCACUUGCCGCACAGCACAUGACUUUGCAACCACCAAAAGCCAUAGAUAGGAUGGAGUUAAAUAGAAAUUUGAGCCCAAAUCGAAAGAAAACCCCUAGUCCGCUGGUUCAACCGGGGUUGCUUUACUCAACUCAAAAGCAGUCAACUAGUCGCGUAGAAGAUGAAUCGGAACGCAGUAUGGAAUUCUUCCCUACUCAAAGAAGUCCUAGAAGCUGGGUACCACCAGUGGAACCGCCUCCUAAGAAGUCAUUUAAUUUUACUAGAAUAGCUGAUAAUCUAAGCCCACGAAAAACGCCAGCUGAAAAGCCUGCCAAAUCUCCGGAGCCUGUGAGACAUUUCAAUUUUGAUAAACUGGAAAAGAGUCGGAAUGAAUGUAGUUCGACAACUAGUCAAAUGAUGCCUCUUCAUGUGGAUGUGUCAUCUUCUAGUUCAUCGAGAGAAAGAGAACAGCUGAAUGUAACUUGCGCUGCUUCGAAUACACCUGAGGCGAAAAUAGGAACAAAGUCGAAAUUUUUAAGGCCAACCAGCCUGCCAUUAAAGCCGGGAACCUUCACUCCUAAGUGCCACCACGGUAUCACACCGACGGCCAACACUUUGCCUUUAAUUUCUCCCGAAACGCCACGUCCCUCAAAGGCAUGUGUGCAGUUGUAUCUAAAUGGGCAUGCCUAUACGUAUUUAGGCUUGAAGAGUAGUACGAAAAUGUUCUAUUGUACGGUAAAUUGUCCGCAGCCAUCGUAUAUUGCGAAUAUGAAUCGACUUUCCAUGUACAGCGUUUGGCAAGUUUGCGCGGAAAAUAAUCCGCAUCCUUUGGGCCUGAAGCCCAAGGCCGUUAUGUCACUCUAUGAUUCACGUCAGCGAAAUCUUUCUUUCUCAACCGCUACGAUUAAAUGCACAGUAAAGACGGUCCGUUCACAACCGACUGUCAUGACUCCAUUCGAGAAUAACAACGGGCAGUUCUACUACCAUCAGAUUAAAUCCCUACCGGAACAACCGACAAAGGGGGAUGGUAAUCAAAAGUGUGGAUCGUCCUCAAAUAAUAGGCUAGUCGGUGGCUAUGAAAGUAAUGAAAAUUACACUUACGUACGAGGUCGAGGGCGGGGAAGAUAUGUUUGUUCCGAAUGUGGAAUUCGAUGUAAGAAGCCGUCAAUGCUUAAGAAGCACAUUCGCACUCAUACCGAUGUUCGGCCAUACACAUGUCAACAUUGUUCAUUCAGCUUCAAAACAAAAGGCAAUCUAACUAAACAUAUGCAAUCGAAGACGCAUUAUAAAAAGUGCCUUGAACUGGGCAUUAAUCUAGGUCCAAUGCCGGAAGGAGAGUUUAAUGAGAACGAGUUCGACACGGACCAACAAUCGAUAAACUCUGGGGGCGGCCGAACUUCUUCUGUUCCUGGGGAAUCAGAUUCGGACGAAUACAGUGAUGGGAAUGAAGGUGAAACUGAAAGCAGUGAUACAGACGAAUCUAAAUCACGUCUGGCAGAGCACGAGGCUGCCCGGAGCCUACUCUCCCUUUCCAUGACACCGCCCAGUAACCAAGCAGCUAUAUCUCCCAACCCAUUCAACCAGCAACAACAGAAAAUACAAUAUUCGGCAUAUCGGGACCAACAACAAACUCACCAAUUCAUAGACGGUGCAUUUCAAAAUGUGAGUGGACGGCGUUCUUCAGAUGAACCUCUUCAGACUCAAAAUCGUCGAGUAAUUUCAUUCACUUCACCAAAACCUCCUUUCGACUAUCAGAAACAAGAGCAGUACUUUUCCAACCCGAGCUUGAGUUUGAAGCCAACAAGAACUGAGGAUACGGCAAUGAAGCCGAUUGAUUUGACAAAACCGAGAAAAAUGGAUCAUGCACGGUCGAUUCUAAUACCUACGCCCCCUCGAAUUGCUGAGUUUGUAUGUGAAGUUUCAUCAGAGUCCGGACUGAUUAAAUCAUUAGUUUCGAAUACUGACAAAAUCAGGCCUACAAUGGAACAUUCAUUCAUACAAGAUGCAGUCAAAUUUAAUGAAAAUGUGCAAUUGCAAGCUUAUUUGACGGAACAAGCUUUGAGAUACACGAAAAUCAAACAGAGUCAAAUGAAUAAAACAUUUAGUAGCGUACCGCCAUUGGUAACUUCAUCUCCUGCUUCCAGUCCCUCUAUUCCCAUCAUAACAAUUACUGAUGUAAGUAAGGCUAACACGUUGUCGAUGUCGUACAACGAAGAAAUAAAUACAACGACGGUAACAACCAGUUCAUAUGUGUGCCAGCCCAUUACAUCGCCAACAAUCCCGAGGAUUUCUGCGCCAAAUACAAUGACAGCGGAAAGUGAAAGCAGCACAUCCUGCGUAUCUGUCUCAACAUCUAAUACGGUUUUAGAUAAUCGAAUAGAGAACGGAGAAGUUGAGAGUCCGUCGGAAGAAGCUCAAGAAACUUUAGGCACUGCUUCUUCUAAGCUUUCAGCGACACCGAGUACAAGUAGCGCGAAAAGCGUCGCUUCGGAGUAUUUGAAAAUGACCUCAGCAGAAUCGCGCAUCAACCGUGCAGAGGAAAGCGAAGAUAGUUGCUCUGACCAAGAACUAAGUACAGCUGAAAUGGGCCCGAAACCUGCAUCUGAUUUCACAGGUAUAGUUCCACCUACCGUUAUUGUCGGUGAAGAUGGCUUCAAGAGUUCAAAUGAAGUGCAACCGAUGUUCAGAGUGCACCUUUCUGAUGAUGGACGGCCUGUGUGUAAAAUUUGUUCGAAAACGUUCCAAAAGCAUCAUCAAAUGGCUUUGCAUAUGAACAUCCAUUAUAUGGAGAGGAAAUUCAAAUGCGAACCAUGUGCUGUGAGCUUCCGCACUCAGGGUCAUCUGCAGAAACAUGAACGUUCCGAGGCGCAUAAGAACAAAGUGAUGAUGAAUUCCACAUUUGGUGUUCCGACGACUUCAAAUCCGCGCCCAUUCGAAUGUUCAGAUUGUAAGGUGGCUUUCCGAAUACACGGGCACCUAGCAAAACAUCUACGCUCGAAGACACAUGUUCAGAAGCUGGAGUGUUUGCAAAAAUUGCCAUUUGGCACGUAUGCUGAAAUUGAACGAGCUGGCAUCAGCUUAACUGAAAUCGACACAACUGAUUGCGAUAAUUCCUUAGCUAGCCUCCGGGAAUUGGCGCAACGCUUGAUAGAAAAAGAUCCUACUAAAAUGGGUACGUACACGAAACCUUCAUGCAUUGACGGUGGCACGAAUUCACAUGAAAGCGGAAGCGAAGACAGUCCUGAGGCUUUACCUUUGCCUAAUGAUGCAACGGAUGCAUCACCUGGACUAAGCUCAAGUCAUGGAUUAUCAGGAACCGGAUCAACAUCAUCCGUAGACAGCCCGGGGGGCAUGAAACGGAAGUUUGAUUCAUUCAGUAGCUGCAGCAAUGAUUCAACGUCUAACGUUACAAGUCAAGCAACGGUUGCGACUUCUGAUGGGACAAGUGAAAAACGAGUGAGGACUAACAGUGACCCUUAGUGCCAAAUUUUCAAUUGUUUUUAUUAUUACUAUAAUUUUUAAGACAGACUAGAUAAAAACGGAAACACGAUAUAGCACAUAGAUAAUGUACAGGUUAAGAAGCUUUGGAAAAGGAGCUUGGUCCUUCGUCACCUUGCUUUCAACAAGAUACAUUUGUUUUUAUUUUAGUUAAAACGUUAAGUUUUAAGUGAUCUUUUUUCGAAAAGUUAGAUUUUGUUGUUAUUAUUGUAAGUAUGUAGCUGUAUGCAGAAUAUGAAACCCUAAGGAGACUCUGAUUUUGUAUUAGACAUAAGUUAAAGAGAAUUUUUUAUUUCUUGUGUUUUAUGACGAAGAUGAUUCAAGAGAUAAAAUGAAAUGGUGAUAUAAAGAUUAUUUUGAAAUUUA